AUGUGUAUUCCUGAAAUGGUCGCCAAACUACUGGAAGGCUGUUCUGCUACCCUGUCCCUUAACCUUGACAAAAGGCCGCUUCAGCAGGAUUUGGUGUAUUUUGAAGACAUGGUGCACAAGCUUCUGGAUUGCAUACUUUUGCCGGCUUCGUUACUGCUUUUAUCUUCACAGCUUUUUCUCAACAAUAAAGAACAAGCACUGGCUCACUGUAGAAGGAUGUGGAGAAGGAUCGACUUCCUGCACACCGUGCUUGAAUUGGGUUACAAUUUCGUCUUCACGAAAGAUGAGUAUGUCAAGGACCUUGGGUUGAAGAUGAGAUUCCUGGACACGGCUUAUUUCGGUGGACUUUCGAUGUCGGGCUGGAGUAAGAUCCGCGAAAAGCUUCCUCGAUUCGUGGAAGACAUGCUGGAUGGCAGCUAUCGCGAGGUCCUGAUUGACGGCUUGUUAGUGCUGACCUACAGUGGUUUUGUCACUCAGCUCUUCAAAGGCGAUUCGGCAACGAAGGAGGAUCUUGCCUCGGCUGUGGAGAAAAUCACCGACAAGGUCUCCGACGAGAGCGGGAGUUUACAGACUGAGAUAAAGGAAGUGAAGGUGUGCGCUCGCGAGCUGAAGACGUGGGCUAAGAAGGUCGAGCUGGAGAGGACCAAGAGCGACCUGAACGAGGAGACCAACCAGAUUGGCCAGGUGAAGGAGAGUGGCAACGAUCAGCUGAAAGAGGGUGGUAACAAUGGAGAUUAA
This is a messenger RNA of Linum tenue, 738 nucleotides long. NCBI's taxonomy places the organism in Eukaryota, Viridiplantae, Streptophyta, Magnoliopsida, Malpighiales, Linaceae. The record is from the annotation of a GenBank genome assembly.